Molecule: messenger RNA, 2537 nt
Organism: Thunnus maccoyii (southern bluefin tuna)
Lineage: Eukaryota; Metazoa; Chordata; Actinopteri; Scombriformes; Scombridae
Gene: gpc6a
Product: glypican 6a
Exons: 9
Coding region: 728-2404 (558 amino acids)
Biological process (GO): regulation of signal transduction; cell migration; regulation of protein localization to membrane
Cellular component (GO): synapse; plasma membrane; extracellular region
Source: RefSeq, a predicted model, not a curated record
GUUGGCAGCUGCAUGUAUUGUGUGUCCUAUUCUGAAUCCAUCUGAAAGGCUUUAUCAUAUUAGGCUACCUCUAUAGGUUAUUAUCAUCAAAAGACACAGAGCGGGCAGUCGAGGCUCUGCGAGUUUGUAGACUAACCACAAAGAAAAGGAGAAAGAAAAUAAUGUAAUGAGUCUGGUCCAUGUGUAGGUCUACCUCGCCUAGACAACUCCAUGGUCCCUGCGCUUCCAACAUGUGCCUAUUGUGCGCAUUACCAAGGAUGCACACACGCAGAGGACAGUACGCGCCCCUGGAUGCGAGCUGCUGAAGUCGCAGCCACUCCACUCCAUGUUUUGCCCUGCCCUUGUGCGCUCUGCUCGCUGUGCAGCGUGUCUCCGUUUCAUUUUGCUUUCCUCGCACUGACACACACACACAGGGCUGCCGUGUGUGCGGGAGAAGUUGUUGGCACAGAGAGCACCAGCAGCAACUGUCUCUUCAAACGGAUUUGUUCAAGCUGGGAGCAAUCGGACUCACCGGGAUCCUCUUUUCGAGGGGAAGAGACGAAGCUUUUUGCAAUGAGGUGGACGUAUCAGAAUCUUAAGUGAGGAGUGAUUUUUUUUGUUUUGUUUUUUGUUUCAGUGAACAUCUGACAUCCCGCUCACUGGAGAAAUCUUUCGAUCAGCCUUUUUUGGAUUUCUUUCUCUGACGGAGCUCGCAUUUCCCUGUGAAACAUUAUCAAGGAUUUCACUGAUGUGUGCGAUGUGGAGACUGCAAGUCGCCUUAUGUACUCUGUCGGUGCUGUCCCUGUCAUUUGGUGGUGAAAGCAAAGCGCGGAGCUGCAGCGAGGUUAGACAAGCAUAUAACGCUAAAGGAUUCAGCCUUGUCAAUGUACCUCAUCAGGAAAUAUCAGGUGAGCACCUGCGUGUCUGUCCUCAGGGAUACACCUGCUGCACAUCCGAGAUGGAGGACAAACUCAACCAGCAGAGCAAACUGGAGUUUGAGAACUUGGUCGAGGAUAGCAGCCACAAUAUGAGGACGACAUUUGUCUCGAGGCAUAAAAAGUUUGAUGAGUUUUUCUUGGAGCUGCUGGACAAUUCUGAGAAGUCUCUCAACAGCAUGUUCACACGGACGUACGGGAAGCUGUAUAUGCAGAACUCAGAGGUUUUCGAGGACUUGUUCACUGAGCUAAAGCGCUACUACACGGGGGGCAAUGUCAACCUGGAGGAGAUGCUGAAUGACUUCUGGGCUAGGCUGCUGGAGCGCAUGUUCCAGUUACUCAACUCCCAGUACCACUUCACAGAUGACUACCUGGAGUGUGUCAGUAAAUACACAGAUCAGCUAAAGCCCUUUGGAGACGUGCCCAGGAAACUGAAGGCCCAGGUCACAAGGGCCUUCAUUGCUGCACGGACAUUUGUUCAGGGGCUAAUGGUGGGUCGGGAAGUCGCCAACAGGGUCGCCAAGGUGAAUGUAGUUCCAGCAUGUGUCAGAGCCUUGACCAAAAUGCUGUACUGUCCAUACUGUCGCGGCAUGCCUGGGCUGAAACCCUGUCACAACUACUGUCACAACGUUAUGAGGGGCUGUCUGGCGAACCAGGCAGACCUGGAUGCUGAAUGGAACCUCUUCAUUGAUGCUAUGUUGCUGGUGGCAGACAGACUGGAGGGACCCUUCAACAUCGAAGCACUUAUAGAGCCAAUAGACAUCAAGAUCUCAGAGGCUAUCAUGACCAUGCAGGACAACAGCAUGCAAGUGUCAGCCAAGGUUUUUCAAGGGUGUGGCCAACCAAAACCUUCAGGAAUAGGCAGGUCUACGCGUGGCAUAUCGGAUAUGUUCAGUGCUCGUUUCAGACCCUACACCCCUGAGGAAAGACCGACCACAGCUGCUGGGACAAGCCUGGAUAGAUUGGUGAUUGAGAUCAAAGAGAAGCUGAGGGAGUCCAAGAGGUUCUGGUCCAACCUGCCAGAUGACAUCUGUGCCAUGGAGAAGCUCUCAGAGUCGGAUGAGGAGCAGUGCUGGAACAGCCACACGAAGGGCAGAUAUUUCCCUGAAGUGGUGAAGGAGGGUCUAACCAACCAGGUUAACAACCCAGAGGUGGAUGUGGAUAUCACCAGGCCUGACACACUGAUUCGACAGCAAAUCAUGGCUUUGCGUGUCAUGACCAACAAGCUGAAGAAUGCUUACAAUGGGAAUGACAUCUACUUUCAGGACUCCAGUGAUGAAGGCAGCAGUUCUGGCAGCGGCAGCGGCUGCUCUGACGGCUGCACAACAGAGUUUGUUUUUGUUGGAACAGACGCUCCUGUGGUCGGAGCUGACAGAAGCGACGAACGAGCAGCUGCAGCAGGCAAGUCACUUUCACACGGGCCGUCCCUACUGCUGGUGAUGGCUGCCCUCACACUCCCGCUCUGGGCAUUGCAGACUAGAUGGAGAUAAUACAUGAGUGUGGCCUGAUCACUGACUUUUAUACUGUUGCAUACAGUAUGUUUAACAGCACGUUCUACUGCUGUUCCCUCACUGGACAUGUAGAACCUCCUGGAAACCUGUUGAGAAUGGCUUACUGUAUGGU